GAGCCAGCCUAGUCAGCUCUGGGGCGCGUGACAGAUCCGAGGCGGAGGGGACAGCUCCCAGGUGCUGAAAUUGGUCGGCGCUCCGAAGAGAGACAGAGGGGGGGGAAAGAAGAUCAACGCCUGCGGAAGACACAAAUAUAAAAGACGCGUUCUGCAAAACAGGGCCAGAUACAGGUAGAACCGAGGCCUUCAAAACAGAUGGCUGCUACUCAGGACGUGAAAGGGAAGGGGGAGGGAGGGGACCAAAACUUUGACUACAUGUUCAAACUGCUGAUCAUCGGCAACAGCAGCGUGGGCAAAACGUCUUUCCUGUUCCGCUACGCUGAUGACGCCUUCACUUCAGCCUUUGUCAGCACAGUGGGCAUCGACUUCAAAGUGAAGACUGUGUACAAGAAUGAUAAGAGGAUCAAACUGCAGAUCUGGGACACGGCAGGCCAGGAGCGAUACAGGACCAUCACCACUGCCUACUACCGUGGAGCUAUGGGCUUCAUUCUCAUGUACGACAUCACCAACGAGGAGUCCUUCGGCGCCGUGCAGGACUGGUCGACCCAGAUAAAAACCUACUCGUGGGAUAAUGCACAGGUGGUGCUGGCUGCGAAUAAAUGCGACAUGGAAGAAGAGAGAGUGGUCUCGGUGGACAGUGGCAGACUGUUGGCAGAGCAGUUGGGAUUUGAGUUCUUUGAGACAAGUGCCAAGGACAACAUCAACGUGAAGCAGACCUUUGAACGUCUCGUCGACCUAAUUUGUGACAAGAUGUCCGAGAGCUUGGACACUGAUCCAGCCGUCACCACGGGAGCCCCCACUGCCAAACUCACAGACAGUGCUCCGCCCCUCCAGCAGCCCGGAUGCAACUGUUAGUAGCCGAUGUCAGGAAGCAAAGGGAGGGCGGCACAGGUCCCGUAAGGUGGUAGAGUGUGCAGAGUUUUGUUCUCCCUCAGCAUUAUCACUCCUGUUAGUGCUGCUUUCUCUGGACUACAGGUCAAAUCCUGUUUAGUAGUAAAAUUACAAAAUGCUGUCAUAUUAUCUCUCAACUUUAUCACCUUAUUAGCAAAUAACCAGACAAACAGCAAUGGCUAUUGUGAAAUGUGUAACAUUACAGGAUAUAUAGAAUAUAGAGACACCAUAAUGUCAUACUUCGGCUAGUUAGUAUGGUUAUAAACCAAGUGUGUUUUAUAAGGCUGAAAAUAGUUCAUAGUCAUACUGUACAGUUAAUCCUGUACAGUAUGACCUUUAAAAUAAACCUUUAAAAUCUUCAAGACCAAGAAUAAUUAUAAAAUGAGGGAUAGAGUCAAUGAGUGCUUUAAUAAUUCUUUUAUUUUUAUUUUUUGUACAGUAUGUUUUUUUUUUUCCUUUUGUGGGUUUAUGUUGUCUCCUAAAGCUGCCAAAUCUAUGAUUUAGUGUGCUAUAGGACUCUUUUGAGUAAUGCGUGUGUGGUGUUAUAAGUGAAUGUGGGAUUUGCAUGGGUGUGAGUGUUGUGUCUGAGUCACAAAUGAGUGCAACUUUGUCAUCUAAAAAUCAUCUACCUUGGAUUAAAAAAAGUGGCCUUUUAGCAUCUCCAAGACGGCCUCUGUAAGUCCCUCCGUUGAAGUCCCUUACUUUUGGAAUGAAUCCAUUAUGUAUAAUGUUGAUGUGAGUACUAUUCCACGUUUUGCUGUCCGUAGAUGUGUGAUUUCUCCGAUAAGUAAAGCAACUCUUUCUAUGUGCUUAGCCUCUGAGAUGACCCUUUAUAGUUUGAUGCGAUGAGCAUGCUGCCAAAAAGUCAGUUAUAUGUGCUGUUUUAUCUACAGGCCUUACCCGAACUUAACCAUCCUCAACUCCAUAUGGUAGCAAUGAUCCAGCAUUUCAUUAAAUAAAAAUCUCACACUGACAUGACACAGUACAGUUUAAGACAUACAAAUCAGCUCUGGCAUGGAAUAAACAGCCAUAUAUAAAAUGUAUUAUUUAACUUUUUGAGUCAGCAUGCUAAAAUUUCAUGUUUUUGCUAUGAAAUGAUGUCCCUCCUGAGAGAAAACUGUCAGCAAGCUGCUUAGAAAACAUCAUAAACAUACAGUAGUUUAAAAUGGGAAGCUUCCCCCUAGCCGGCGUAUACAGUACUGUCGUGGUCUUAAUAACUUAAGUCCAUAUAGUAUAAAAGUUGUAGCUUAUUUUAAAAUCCCGAAAGCCUUUCAGUUCUGUAAUUCAUAGAAAAAAAAAACAUUUGUGCCAAAACAUUACAGUUAAUUUAGCGUCGUCCGUUGUUUGUUACAUAGUUGAAUAAAAGCUCCAAAAAAAUUGCAUGAAGUCAGUCCUGACUUAUCUAUGUAGAUUUAUGUAAUAAGAUAGUGUAUAUAUCACUCUAUGUUACAGAUUUAGGAGCAUUGUCAUAGCACUUGCUGUGAGAUGCAAUGGGCCAAUAAGUGCAAUAUUUUAUGAAUUAAACCCUGUACAUAGUUUCUCCUGUCCUCGAGUACUAUGACUCUGUCCAAAGUAUGUGAGUGACAGUUUGGUCAGAAUGGCUCUGAAACUGAUGUACAGUCUCUACGAAAAGAGUGUGUGCUUCACUCAGUAACUGCAGCCACUGAAUGUGUGACUUGGUGCGUGUGUGUGUGUGUGUGUGUGUGUGUGCGUGCGUGAAAGUGUGUAUGUGUGUGUACCUGCCAUAUUGAAGAGACAAAUUACGUAAUAUAUUGUAUUGUUUGUGUAUACCUUUUGUACAAAUGUAUUCACGUACUAAAUGCUGUUCCUGCUAACUGUUGGGUGUUGACUGAACUCGUAUUAUCAUGUCAAAUGCAGUGUUGUCGUGAAAGAUAGUCAGGGAGAUAACUUAGUCCACGCCAUAUGCCAUACUGAUGUAAUUCCAAAAAAAGGGAUACACAUAAACUAGUUCAGAGAUCUUGCGCAUAUGUGUGUACGCGUGCUUUGUGCGCGUGCGUCUGUUGUAUGUGUGUGAUAUUAUAAUUUUAUGCUAAUAGCCAUGAAAAAAAAUGACUGUAAUGAUCUAAAGUCAAGAUUCAUUUCAUAGAGGAAUAGUUAACGUGGCUGUUCAGACGCCCAAACAGUCACUCUGGUCAAAUAUCAUUUAAAAAAAACUAUGACUUUACAUAUAACUGAAUAUAUUUGUUUCUUGGAGUGCAAGCAAAGUAAGAAGUAUGUUUUUGAGAUUAUAGGAAAUAAA
Xiphias gladius (swordfish) is the source of this 3154-nucleotide messenger RNA. RefSeq names its product RAB3C, member RAS oncogene family (gene rab3c). Gene Ontology annotation, biological process: regulation of exocytosis; protein secretion; protein localization to plasma membrane. The transcript has 5 exons. Gene Ontology annotation, cellular component: endosome; synaptic vesicle; plasma membrane. Bases 199 to 858 code for a protein of 219 amino acids. NCBI's taxonomy places the organism in Eukaryota, Metazoa, Chordata, Actinopteri, Istiophoriformes, Xiphiidae. Gene Ontology annotation, molecular function: GTPase activity; GTP binding. The record is from RefSeq and is a predicted model, not a curated record.